CCAUGGCCGUUUCACCUGAAGCAUAAAUUGAAAUUUUGAAAGCCUCUCCUUAUUUUGUUUGUUGGUUCUGUUAAUGCCAGUUUCUCUUGCGAAGCUUUCUCUGUUGUUAACCUCAGGAAUUUUAAUGGCUAUCUCCUCAUUCGGCUCAACUAUCUCGUCAUCUUUUUCUUCUUCUUUAAAUUUUCUCCAAUUUUAUUUCCUUCCUCUUUCAUUUUCUGAUGAAUCCUUUACUUUUCAGAUUCGUAGUAGACCCUGGUUCGUAUUUUGACAAACAAAUUACGUAACAGCCACAGAAGUCUCUAGCCAUGGGAAGGCGUAAUGGUCAGCGUAAAAAUAUUGUCAUGUUAGAUUCUGAUGACGAUGAAAAUAGUAGUGUGAAUUCCUCAGCGACUAUUAUAUCGGAUAGCAUGUCCAUGUUGGAAACCCAGGAAGUUCAGCUCGACAAAAAGUGUGUUUUGGAACAAGCUUUAGAUGAUUUAUACGAGAAGAGGGGUUCGACAAGAGAGAAAGCUUUGGCAAAUAUUAUUGAUGCAUUCAAUAGAAAUAUGGAGCAUGAAUUUGUGGAGAAGAGAUUUGCAACUUUACUGCAUCAAUGUCUUAAUUGCAUAAAAAAAGGGUCAAGCGAAGAAAUAGCUCUGGCAUCUCAUGCCGUUGGAUUGUUGGCUUUGACAGUUGGCUCUGGUGAUAAAGCAUGUGAAAUAUUACAAAAGUCAGUCACCCCGAUUCUCCAAGCUCUUAAUUCCGGGUCUGAAUCCAAGAAGACAGUAUCGCUACUGGAGUGUUUGGCUGUUGUCACUUUUGUUGGAGGAAAUGAGCCAGCAGAUACUGAGCGCUCAUUGCAAAUCAUGUGGAAACUGGUCCAUCCUAAACUGGGCUCCAAAGUAGUUGCUGUCGAACCUUCUGCUCCUGUAAUAGCAGCAGUUUUGUCUGCGUGGGCCUUUCUUCUAACAACCGUGGAUGGAUGGACACUUGAUCCUAAAAAUUGGCAAGAGUCCAUUUCUUAUCUUUCUGGUCUACUGGAUAAGUACGAACGAUUGACACGAAUUGCAGCUGGUGAAGCACUGGCUGUAAUUUUUGAGAUGGGAUGUUUAGAAAAGAUUGCUGCUAAAGCUAAAGGUUAUACUGAUAGCACGGUUCAAGAAGGGGAAGAACUGAAAGCUAAAAUCCUGAAUCAAAUAAGAAACCUUUCUGCAGAGGCAGGUGGAAAAGGAUCCACGAAGAAAGAUCUUAAUAGCCAGCAUAAGUUAUUUAAGAAUAUCUUGGAGUUUCUUGAGAGUGGUAAUUGCCCUGAAACCUCAAUGAAGAUUGGAGGAGAUUCACUACAGACAACUACAUGGUCUCAACUAAUACAGUUGAACUUUUUAAAGCACUUUCUUGGCAGUGGGUUCUUAAAGCACAUGCAGGAUAAUGACCUCCUCCACAGUAUAUUUGACUUCAUGCCAAAGAAGAAAUCUGUUAAAGUUGUUGAGCGCAAGAUGUCUAGUACUGAAAAGAGGAUGUACAAGUCCCCAAAUUCAGCGCUCAACAAAGCCAGGACCCGGUUUCUGAACAAGGAGAGGAUGUCGUCUAAUGCUCGCAAAGCUGGGUAUUUUGCUGCUAAUAUUCGUGACGAUUAGGCAUGAGGUGCCCAAUUCUAUCUGUUCAUAGCCCAAGGCUACUUAAUAAACAUAUGCAGUAACAAUCUAGAGGAUUUUGAUUUAUGUUAAUUUCAAUUUUGUUUUGUGUGGACCUUUCUAGGAAUUAUGCAGAAAGCUUAAGCUCAUUAUUUGAUUAAUUAGAUGAUUUUUUUUAAAUUUAAUUAAAA
This is a messenger RNA of Manihot esculenta (cassava), 1804 nucleotides long. Its product is annotated as interferon-related developmental regulator 1. Lineage: Eukaryota; Viridiplantae; Streptophyta; Magnoliopsida; Malpighiales; Euphorbiaceae. The record is from RefSeq and is a predicted model, not a curated record. The transcript is spliced from 13 exons. Bases 306 to 1616 code for a protein of 436 amino acids.